GAAGCUUCUCAACCUCUUCGCGCUAUCCGAAUUGAUCUGAGCUCCAUUGACCACGCUCUCCAGCAAUGGCAUUCAUGCAAGGAUACCCCAAGGCGCACCAGAACCGUAUCCACGGCUCCGACAAAUCUAUCCGUAAAACCCGAGUCAACCUCCUGAAAGCCGCAGGCCUUAAUUUUAUUUUAUUGCAGAUUCUGUUCCUUGGGUUGUUUUGUUAUAUCUUUGGUGCAAUAUGGCAACAGUCCAGCCACAUCCACAAUAUGAACGUCCUAUUCGUCGAUUACGAUGGAAGUGUCCUUGGAACCGCAGUUCGCGACGCAUACAAGACGCUACAGGGCAAAACCUUUCCGACACUACAAGAAAUGCCUUCAGAGAGAUUUCCGACUCUAGGUGAUGUGAAGGAGGCUGUUUGCAGAACAAAUUACUGGGGCGCGAUCUACACUUCAAUGGGGGCAUCGGAACGACUCGCGAAUGCUCUACCAGGAGGCGUUGCUGCAGACACGUACAAUCGAUCGGAUGUGUUGACAUUCGUUUGGAACGAAGCUCGAUACUCUACAAUUGUGGAUCCGGAUAUUCAGGGUACGCUUAUAACUCUUUCAUCCACAGCGCGUGUCGCAUACUCGGCCAUCAAUGGCACUGGAGCUCUCCAAAUUCUCAACUCCACCGACCCUGCAGCCAUCUCAGUGUUCACAAAUCCAUGGCAGCUUACAAGCGUCAACCUUCAAGAGACCUCGCAAGGAUCUCGUUUGAUUUACAAUACUCUCGUCAUCAUCUUGAUCCUCAUCCAGGAGUUCUUCUACCUCGGAACGAUCAACGGUCUCUACGCUGCCUUCAAGAUCUACGCCAAGCUCUACCCUCACCGCAUCAUCGCAUAUCGAAAUUGCAUAUCCCUAGCAUACACAUUCUGCGGCUCGCUCUGCGUCACUGGUGCUAUUUGGGCAUUCCGUGGAGAUUGGGACGUCAAUUCAAACCAAUUCGGCUUGACCUGGGCUGUGCUCUGGCUGUUCGCACACGUGAACUUCCUCUGGCUCGACGUAUUUACCAUCUGGACCCCACCCCAGUAUGUGCCUAUGCUUCUGAUCACAUGGAUUGUGUUCAAUGUUUCUUCGAUCUUGGUCCCAUUCGAACUCUCCCCAGGGUUCUAUCGCUGGUCGUAUGCAAUGCCAGCACAUGAAGUCUUCCAGACACUGAUUCAUAUAUGGUCCAAAGGCUGCAAUCCUCAGCUCUACUACGCACUCCCAACUCUCUUUGUCCUAGAACUGGUUGGGCUGCUGCUGGGUGUCGUUGGGGUAUACCGUCGUUGCCACUACGCUGUGGUUGUCGAAGAGGCUGCAGACGCUGCCUUCCGUGACAGGGUUGCCGUUGCAUUGGCAACUGAAAAGAGACUGGCUGUAGAGAGAAAGCAGCGCAUCGCUGAAGGGGGGAGUGAGGACGUUAUCGAGGAGGAGAAGAGAGAAGAAGAGGAGCUCGAGGACGUCAUUCGGGAGGAGGAUAAAUCUCUGCAGAGAAAGCAUACAAAGGUAGCACAGGAUUGCCGAUAUGGGCCUGCAUUCCCUUUGGCAUUUAACAAUGACCCUUCAGAUUCAAGUGUCAAUUCAACGUCACAGGGGGUUUGAAGGCUGUUGAGAUGUUCUUCUUUAACGAGUGAGUGGGAGUCGAUGAGGGGUAAAUAAUGAGGGGAGAUGUGCCCGUUGGGGUGUGCGAUGGCGUUCCUAUGGCUUCUGGUAGUAUAUAUUCAAAAGCAAAAUUGAAGUUAGAUUUGCAUUCAAAUCAGGAAGAGCAAGAAAACAUCCUCACAGGAUCUCCG
This is a messenger RNA of Hyaloscypha bicolor E, 1804 nucleotides long. RefSeq lists its product as uncharacterized. The transcript has a single exon. Gene Ontology annotation, cellular component: membrane. Lineage: Eukaryota; Fungi; Ascomycota; Leotiomycetes; Helotiales; Hyaloscyphaceae. Bases 66 to 1613 code for a protein of 515 amino acids. The record is from RefSeq and is a predicted model, not a curated record.